CCAUCUUCUCCCUCUCCAAGCAGUGAUCUCAUUGCAAAUGACAGUCUGAGAGGAUGGUUCCCUCCCUAGAGGACCGAUGCAGGAGCGGGAGCAAUGACGCAAUCGGAGCUGGUAGGUCCUGGACACUUUGGAUUGGCCGCGCGGACUCGUGGGGAGCCCCCCUUCCACUAUCACUGGCAUAAGAGUCCAGAGCUUCUCUGGGAAGACGCCCACAGCAGGCGUUGUGUCCAUCAGGGGGACCGGCUGCUCACGCUCUCCUGAAACUCGCGUCACUAGAGAGGCGUCAUGGGCUUUGGGAAGUCCUCCCCCUUCCUGGCUCUCAGCAUCUGGGUCCUGUGCCAGGCGUGCAGCUUCCAGGCAACACCACUCAGGUGGGCUUUGGACAGCCUCCCAGACCCGGCUGCCCUCAGUGAGAAGGAAGGACGUCUCCUGCUGGCUGCCCUGCUGAAGGCCUAUGUGCAGAGGAAGACCAAUGAGCUGGAGCAAGAGCAGGAGCAGGAGACAGAAGGCUCCAGCAUCGCCGCCCAGAAGAGAUCCUGCAACACUGCCACCUGUGUGACCCAUCGGCUGGCAGGCUUGCUGAGCAGAUCCGGGGGCGUGGUGAAGAACAACUUCGUGCCCACCGAUGUGGGUUCGGAAGCCUUUGGCCGUCGCCGCAGGGACCUUCAGGCCUGAGCAGCUAACUGACUCCAGAAAGGUACCAUGAAGCUGAACUCACCACUUCUAUUAAUUUCUGUUGACAACUCUGGUGAGAAGGCCGCAUGGAAGAUAUAUAUGUUUGCAUCCUAAUAGAUACUGAAAAAAAAAGCACCUUUGUCACUCAACAGGAAUGAAACUGAAUGCAAAAUAAGCUAAUUCCAUAUGUUGUGCAUCCUUUUUAUAUUUGAUUCUAUAUGCAGUAAAUGUGAUGGCAACUCUCAUUGGCUUAUGUGGUAGCAAACUGACUCUUUGAGAGCUGUCCUAUCGGUCAAGGCAGAUCUGCCAGAGCUUAGGAGGGGCAUUGAAUCCCUGCCUCUGUGGCCUCUGGGGACACAUGGUAAUGCAGAUGCUAUGCUUUAUUGUUUAAGAACAUGAUUGUAUGAUUUGUGUAAGGAAAUGUGAAUAUUGUGCCAUUUGUGAACUUCAUCAAGAUUAAAAACUU
Messenger RNA from Manis javanica (Malayan pangolin), 1141 nucleotides. Its product is annotated as calcitonin gene-related peptide 2. Gene Ontology annotation, cellular component: extracellular region. NCBI's taxonomy places the organism in Eukaryota, Metazoa, Chordata, Mammalia, Pholidota, Manidae. The record is from RefSeq and is a predicted model, not a curated record. Gene Ontology annotation, molecular function: hormone activity; calcitonin receptor binding. Gene Ontology annotation, biological process: regulation of cytosolic calcium ion concentration; adenylate cyclase-activating G protein-coupled receptor signaling pathway.